AGCAAACCCCACCCUUCACACACAUUCAAGUGACUCAUCCCAACCCUUAUAAAUCUACCUAGGUACUUCAUAUAAGCCAAGUAAAGUCUCCGCUAGUUUAACACGAAGACUUCACUGCAAUGGAGAAACAAAAAGCCUCAAAAUUUACGAUACGACAGCCAGAAUACCCACAAGAUCUCCCAACUAUCCGAGGACUUUUCACUGCAUACGCUCUUUCUCUAAGCAUCGACCUCUCCUUCCAAAACUUCGAGAGCGAACUAUCUUCCUUGCCGGGAAAAUACUCAUCACCACAUGGCGCACUUCUAAUUGCAUUCCUAAACGAAACCGUUAGUACUGAAGCCAUUGGCUGUAUUGCUGUUCGACCACUUUCUUCAGUCAAUAAUGGAACUGACAAGAAGGUCGGUGAGAUGAAGAGACUAUAUUGUACUCCUGCUGCUCGAGGCCUCGGUAUUGGACGAGCACUAGCUGAGAAGAUUAUCAAGAUGGCAGAAGAUUUGGGAUAUGAUGAGAUGAGGUUGGAUACUUUGCCAUCGAUGGAGGGAGCGAGGAAACUGUAUCAGAGCUUGGGAUUUGUGGAGACUGAGGCGUAUUAUGAUACACCGUUAAAGGGUACUAUUUUCCUUUCUAAGAGAUUAAGUCCUAGGUGAUGUUGAAGGAAGUCUAUUGCAAUGAUGAGGAGAGACUAGGAGAUUUUGGGAGCUCAAAGUUCGAGGAUGAUGGGACUCCAGACCUUUGGGAGAAAGAACAGCAGAGAGCUUUUCCAGAGGGACCAUAAAAACAGAAAUCACGCUAUAAUUGUGCAUGUAGAGACUGUCAUGAUACCAGCGCAUACUUGAUUUGG
This is a messenger RNA of Mollisia scopiformis, 841 nucleotides long. Its product is annotated as putative GNAT family acetyltransferase. The record is from RefSeq and is a predicted model, not a curated record. The transcript has a single exon. NCBI's taxonomy places the organism in Eukaryota, Fungi, Ascomycota, Leotiomycetes, Helotiales, Mollisiaceae. Gene Ontology annotation, molecular function: acyltransferase activity, transferring groups other than amino-acyl groups. The coding region runs from base 120 to 647 and encodes 175 amino acids.